Messenger RNA from Glycine soja, 357 nucleotides. RefSeq names its product vacuolar protein sorting-associated protein 32 homolog 2-like. The record is from RefSeq and is a predicted model, not a curated record. Gene Ontology annotation, cellular component: cytoplasmic side of plasma membrane; multivesicular body; ESCRT III complex. Gene Ontology annotation, biological process: vesicle budding from membrane; late endosome to vacuole transport via multivesicular body sorting pathway. The coding region runs from base 1 to 357 and encodes 118 amino acids. The transcript has 3 exons. NCBI's taxonomy places the organism in Eukaryota, Viridiplantae, Streptophyta, Magnoliopsida, Fabales, Fabaceae.
AUGGUGAUGGGAGCUGCCGGAUGGCAAUCCAAAAUGGUCUUCCACAUAAGGCCAUCAGAUGAUGUUGAGAAGACUGUGGACGAGAUCAACGAACAAACAGAGAACAUGAAACAAAUUCAGGUAGCAUUGUCUACUCCAAUUGGUGCAACUACUUACUUUAAUGAGGAUAAAUUGGAAGUAGAACUUGAAGACCUAGAGGGUGUUGAAUUGGAAGAACAGCUUCUUCAGCCUGCAACUACAGCUCCAACUGCUACAGUGCAUGUUCCAGCUGGGCUACAACCCACUCGCUCUGUGUCUUCGAAGCCCACUACCGAGGAAGAUGAAUUGGCAGCUUUGCAGGAUAAGAUGGCACUUUGA